Molecule: messenger RNA, 1413 nt
Organism: Ambispora leptoticha
Lineage: Eukaryota; Fungi; Glomeromycota; Glomeromycetes; Archaeosporales; Ambisporaceae
Source: the annotation of a GenBank genome assembly
AUGAACUCAACAAUCCCGUCAUCAUCAAACUUUUUGAUCGAUUCCGCAACUACAACCCCAAAACAUGAAGUCGAUGAUCCAGUCACUAAUAUUAGCAAUAAGGAAGACGACGAAAACACGACAAAUAUUCAAAUAGUUGAUCCGAUAAAUAAAAGUUUAUCUAUCGAUUAUAAAAGCCAGAAGGAAGAUGAUAGCACAACAAGUAAUCAGACGACUGAUCUGAAAAUUUCAUCUGCCGAUAUAAGAGAUGAGGAAGACGAGAGUACGGAAUCCAUAGAUGGAAUAGAUGAAAAAGAUGAAAGUCCGACAAGCUCUUCUAGCGAAAAAGAAAGCACGAUAGGACAUACUAACAUAGAAGACAUAGAGCUCUCCAACGUGUUUAGUAAUUUGCAGAUUAACAAUCCUUCUUCGGAAUUGCCCGAGAAACCAAACAGAACGAGUAGCAGUAGCUCUACUGUCGCAAAUCACACCUAUAAUAUAUUUCGAUCCGUUUUUUGGAACGUGAUUACUUUUCUUGUAUUAUUUUUUGCGAUUGAAUUGGGUUACCGAUUUUAUUCUGACACCUCCCUUCGGCAAGUGUUUUUUAAUCUGAUGUAUCCUCAGCCCAUCGAUGGUCCGAUAUUUAGAAAUCUUGCAAACACUACAACAUCUAUAGCUUAUCAUAUGAAUGAAAUAAAAAUCCCAGCCUCGAAUUCUAUUCUGAAACAACGAGAGUCUGCGAAGUUUCUUUCCUCGAUAAUGUUGCGCGCAAAGGACAUCCAGGGUCAAGACUCACUACAAACCUACGUAACCAAUCUAGGCGAGCAACUAUACAAAACCGGCACCGCAACUGAGAAGCUAUUCAAUGUUGGGGAGCAAGAGCUCACCGAAAUCGAAAGAGAACUCCUUUUAAUCGAUGAAAAGCUUGAGAGUGGGUUGAUUCUCUCCACAAUAAACGCGACAUACUUCUUCGAUAGGACAAAUAAGAUUUUUGAUGGGACCACAAUAUUACGAGAUCUGAUUGAGACUGUCUAUAAAGAAGUGAUAAUUACAGAGAAUAUCUAUCUUGGAUAUCAAUCUCAUUUGCAAAAUGGAUUUUUGGACUUAAAAAACUUUUUUGAUAGAAAUGAAGCAGCACUCAGAAAACUGAACAUCAAUGUGAAAUUUGUGAAAGAAGAUCUCGCUGAUUUCGAUCGGGGAAUAUCAAAAAUACUUGAUGCAAAGGGAAAUAUCAAAAUAUCACUUGACGGGAUGAAUCACGCCAGGACAUUAUUGAUAGAGAUUAAAGGAAAGUUUUCAGCAUUGGUGGGGAGGAAAAUUUACAGUGUCCGCGAUUCGGAAAGCAUUCAACAAGCAAUCGAAAAUGUCAAACUGGCUAAGCAAGCCUGGAAGGGGAAAGAUAGCGAGGCUGUCUUGAAACGAAUCGAAAUUUGA